Messenger RNA from Suricata suricatta (meerkat), 1507 nucleotides. It is a transcript of the gene ASMTL, whose product is annotated as acetylserotonin O-methyltransferase like. NCBI's taxonomy places the organism in Eukaryota, Metazoa, Chordata, Mammalia, Carnivora, Herpestidae. Gene Ontology annotation, molecular function: O-methyltransferase activity; nucleoside triphosphate diphosphatase activity. The coding region runs from base 86 to 1507 and encodes 473 amino acids. The record is from RefSeq and is a predicted model, not a curated record. The transcript has 12 exons.
UCAUCCAGCGGGGAGCGUGUGGCACUGGCAUCCGGAUCCGGGUCUGGGCGCGCGGUCCCCGGCGGGGUGCGGGGGGCGCGGCGCCAUGGUGCUGAGCCCGGUGAUCGGGAAGCUGCUGCACAAGCGCGUGGUGUUGGCCAGCGCCUCCCCGCGCCGCCGGGAGAUCCUCAGCCAAGCGGGUUUCAGGUUCGAGGUGGUUCCUUCCAGGUUCAAAGAGACGCUGGAUAAAGCCGCCUUCCCCACCCCUUACGCCUACGCCAUCGAAACAGCGAAGCAGAAGGCGCUGGAGGUGGCCUGCAGGAUGCACCAGAAAGACCUCCGGGCCCCCGACAUCGUCAUCGGAGCGGACACCAUCGUGACGAUCGGGGGGCUGAUCCUGGAGAAGCCGGUGGACAAGCAGGACGCGUACAGGAUGCUCUCCAGGUUGAACGGCCGGGAGCACAGCGUGUUCACGGGGGUCGCCAUCGUGCAGUGCUGCAGCGAAGGCGGCCAGCUGGACGUGCAGGUGUCCGAGUUCCACGAGGAGACGGCGGUGCGGUUCUCGGAGCUGUCCGAGGCGCUGCUGUGGGACUACAUCGACAGCGGGGAGCCCAUGGACAAGGCCGGCGGCUACGGGAUCCAGGCCCUGGGCGGCACGCUGGUGGAGUCCGUGCGCGGAGACUUCUUCAACGUGGUCGGCUUCCCCCUGAACCACUUCUGCAGGAGGCUGGCCGACAUGUACCACCCGCCGCACCCGGAGGACCUGCGGAGGGUCAGACACGACUCCAUCCCCCCCGUGGAGACCUUCGAGAUCCCCAGCGACGUGGAAGGCGGCGGCUCGGAUGCUGCUCAGGGCCACCAGGGCUGUGGCCGGGGAAGGGCAGAGGCCGGCGCUGACCCCGCACAGGCUCCUGCUGGCCCGCAGCCGGCAGACGCGGACAGGACGCUGGAGAACCCGCCCCCGUUCCCCUCGGACCUUCUAGAACUCAUAGACGGCUUUAAAGCGUCGAAGGCCCUGUUCACGGCGUGCAAGCUGAAGGUGUUUGAUGUCCUAGCAGACGAAGGUCCCCUGCAGGCAGCGGAGGUGGCACACAAAGUGGAUGCCUGUCUGUGUGGAACCAGGCGGCUGCUGGAUGUGUGUGUGGCCCUGGGGUUACUGGAGAGGACAGACAGAGGUUACGGUAACACGCAGCUGGCCAGCCGGCACCUGGCGUCGCAGGGCGCGUGCCCCCUGCACGGCCUCAUCGCCUACCAUGACGAGUGGGCCUGGGGCACGUUCACGCACCUGGAGUCCGCGGUCCGGGAGGGCGCCCCGCGGGCCUUGGGGAGCACGGCGGAGGCCGCGUCGCAGCUUGUUUUCCUACCAGGUGACUUCUUCAAGGCCAGCCUCCCCGACGCCCACCUGUACAUCCUUUCCAGAAUUCUCCACGACUGGGCAGAGGACGAAGUGCAGGAGCUGCUGCGCCGGGUGUCGGGCAGCUGCAAGCCAGGCGCUGGCCUCCUGGUGGUUGACGCGGCCCCGGAAUGA